UGAUGUGGGAUGUGGUAGUACAGUGGGGUGUAAACACUGUAGAUACAGCAGCAGACUGGAUUGGAAUUAAAUUAGCAAACAUUGUCAAGAGUGUAAUGAACGAGUCCAAACCUGUCUGGGGGGGGAAAGAGAGAGAAAGUUUAUGAACCGUGCCGAAUAUUUACAGCAAUUCUUUGACGUGUGACGUUACUGCUGGUGUAAUUGGGCUGUGUGUUAAGUGACACCCCGCCGCGUGGACUCUCCGUCCAUACGCCAUCUGCUUUAGUUUGAGUUGAGGAGGCGCGCUGUGCGCAUUAGCCAAUGCAACUUUGUCCUGCGUGCAACUCUGAGUUAGUGGCUUCACGGCACUUCUUCUCGAUUCACUCGGGAGCUGUUCUUCAGCUGAUCAGAUUUUGGAGCAGUGUCCUUAUCCAGCGCAGCAGGUACCUUUAAUAACUACGUUGUGCGUUUUGCGCGCAGUGGCACUGAAAAUCCGUGUCACUAUUUAAGUCCAGGACAGACAGAUGCGCAGCAGUUUGGCAUUUUCCUGAUUGCCUGUACUCUGUGUUACUGAUUAAAACGUAAUACACUAUAAGGUUUAUAUCCAGUAGUUUACUUCUUUUUUUUUUUUUUUAAAGGAUUUUGGACAACAGUUAAGAUUAUAAUUACAUGGUCGUGGCUAGUUUUAGGAGUCCUUAUAGAUCCACUCAGCUGUACUGUAAAUCUCCAGUGCUGUAUUUUAAAAAGCAAGAUCUAAACGUGCGUCUUUCCGCCCGACAGGAGAGAAGAAGAUGCAGCCGAUGAGGACUCUUCUCGUCGUACUGGCUGUGCUCUGCACUCCGGUCUCCAGCCUGUGUUUGCGCGCGUACGACAGCGACUCGGGCUUCCUGUGCGACGGCGAGCUGCUUCCCAGCGCGAACUCUGACGAGGAGCGAGUCGUGAACGCGCCGCACGACAGCGAGGAGUCGUCCGAGGAGUUGCGGGAGAGGCGGACUUUACCCGGAUCCAGCUACAAGUUUCUGAGCCACACCUUGCUCAGGAGCAAGAUGUACGGCAACGGUGCGAGGAGUGACCGGCGCAGCAGGGUGACUCUGUCCCUGGACGUGCCCACCAACCUGAUGAACGCGCUCUUCGACAUCGCCAGAGCCAAAAACCUGCGCGCCAAAGCUGCGCACAACGCGCGCCUCAUGGCGCAGAUCGGCAAGAGGAGGUGA
This is a messenger RNA of Ictalurus furcatus (blue catfish), 1193 nucleotides long. RefSeq names its product urocortin 3, like (gene ucn3l). The record is from RefSeq and is a predicted model, not a curated record. Gene Ontology annotation, biological process: adenylate cyclase-activating G protein-coupled receptor signaling pathway; digestion; cellular response to nutrient levels. Gene Ontology annotation, cellular component: extracellular region. Gene Ontology annotation, molecular function: hormone activity; corticotropin-releasing hormone receptor 2 binding. Lineage: Eukaryota; Metazoa; Chordata; Actinopteri; Siluriformes; Ictaluridae. The coding region runs from base 771 to 1193 and encodes 140 amino acids. The transcript has a single exon.